Molecule: messenger RNA, 1613 nt
Organism: Amaranthus tricolor (Joseph's coat)
Lineage: Eukaryota; Viridiplantae; Streptophyta; Magnoliopsida; Caryophyllales; Amaranthaceae
Product: palmitoyl-acyl carrier protein thioesterase, chloroplastic-like
Exons: 7
Coding region: 223-1266 (347 amino acids)
Biological process (GO): fatty acid biosynthetic process
Molecular function (GO): acyl carrier activity; fatty acyl-[ACP] hydrolase activity
Source: RefSeq, a predicted model, not a curated record
AUUCAACGGAUCUGUUUUAAACACCAAUAACGGACUACCAAGGUGUAUAUGCUACAAUUACUCAUCUUAUACAGCUUUUGGUUAAAUGGUCAGAAACAAAUAUAACAAUGCCAAUUUCUUUGUAAAUUGGGCAUUAAAUAAAAUAAAGAAAAGAAAACAAGAUCUAUGAAUUCUAUAUGAUCAAAGAUAUAUACUAUUGUGUAGGAGAAGAAAACAGCUAUCAUGGCUCCAAUUUCAGGAGUUGUAUCAAAUUUUCCAGCAUUAAUCCCAGCUCCAUCAAAGGUUUUGAAAGGAAGAUCAUUAUUAUCAAUUGAUAACACCCCAAGUUUCUUUAGUUUGAGACCCAAUUUACCUUCUCAACUUGGUAGAUUGCAUGUUAAGGUUGAUCAUCUUCAAGAACAUAUGCUCAACAACUUUGACCAGAGUGUGAAUUAUGGAGUUGAAAAGAGAAGGUUUACACUAGAUGAGUAUGUUGUGAGUCAAAAUUUCUUGGUUAGACUCUAUGAACUUGAUAUCCAUCAGAAAGCAUCCUUGGAAGCUUUGCUCAAUUAUACUCAGGAAACUGGUUUGAACCUAUUUCAAAGUUCAGGACUAGUGGUAGAAGGGUUUGGAGUCUCAAAGGAGAUGACAAGUCGAAACCUAAUUUGGGUGAUUGGAAGGAUGCAAGUAGAAGUCAAUUCUUAUCCUUUAUGGGGUGAUAUAGUUAAGGUUGAGACUUGGUGCUCAGGCUUGUCAAAACACUGCCUUAAAUGUAGCUCUGCCCUAACUGAUGCAAGUACAGGAAACAUCUUCAUGCGAGUUGACAGUGAAUUUUUGAUGAUUAAUGAAAAAACAAGACGUCUGUCGAAAAUUCCAGAGGAGAUUAAAGCAAAAGGAGAUCCUUAUGUGAGAGAUUAUCUUGAUCCUUUGCCAAGUAAUAAGGAUGAUAAGCUUAGAAAGUUGCUUAAACUUGAGGAAGAUCAAGCGGAUCAUAUUCUACGAGGAAUUAAGCCUUUAUGGUUCGACUUGGAUCCCAAUCAACAUGUGAAUAAUGCUAAGUACAUAAGCUGGAUUCUUGAGGGAACCUCAGAAGCAGUAAGGGAAAAUUAUGAACUAGCGGCAAUUACUUUAGAGUAUCGGAGAGAAUGUGGAAGAGAUAGUGUGUUAAAUUCUCUAUCAGCUUCAUCCAAUGAUGUUCCUCAUGAAUUUAAUCAUUUGCUUUGUUUAGAGAAUGGCAAUGAAGUCGCAAGAGCUAGAACCUUAUGGAGAAACAAGUCCGCCAAAUAAAAGCAUAGUUUUACAGUAUCGGAAAAUAUUAAGUUGUCCAUCCUAAAAUUUCACGAAUCGUACCGAAAAAUUGGGUGAUAGGAGAAUUUCAAUAUCUCAUGUAUGAUGUAUGGUAAGUGAACAAUAAACUUGUUUCAUUACAACAACACCAUGAGUUGAUGGGGCUAUGAACUUGUAAGGACCAACCGUUACCUAUAUUUAUUUCAUGUACUUUAUUGCAUUUAAUUUCUUUGAUUAAAAACUACUAUGUAUGGUUUUAGUCAAUUUUAUGAGAUUGUGUAACGUAGUUCUGUAUAUGCUCUUUUCAUCACCUUGAAUAAAAUCUUUAUGCUUUCCUUUUCAUUUAA